CAACCACAGAGCGAGAGGAGAGAUCAUCAUCAACCACAGAGCGAGAGGAGAGAUCAUCAUCAACCACAGAGCGAGAGGAGAGAUCAUCAUCAACCACAGAGCGAGAGAUCAUCAGUCACUCACGGAAACGACGCUGAGGACUCGUCACGGCAGAGAGGGACAGAGAGACGUCCAUUCCCCUUUCCAGUUAGCUAGCUUCUCAAACCUCCUCGCUUCCUUCCAACGUCCCCCCGGUACUACCCGAGUUGGGCAACGGUAAUCACGCGCCUCCGCCUGGACUGACAACCCCAGAGGAAGAGGGCGAGAGGCACCACGCUUCGUGGAGAGAAUCGCUGAAAUGAGAUGAGGCUCAGAAAUGGAACGGUGGCGACUGCGAUCAUUUUCUUCACGUCGUUUCUCAGCCUGUCUUGGUACACAUCCUGGCAAAAUGGCAAAGAGAAGUUGGUAGCGUACCAGAGGGAGUUCCAUGCCCUGAAAGAGCGCCUCCGUGUGGCCGAGCACCGGACCCUGCAGCGCUCCUCAGAGCUCAACAACAUCCUGGAGCAGUUCAGACGGGUCAUCGCUGAGACCAACGGCAGCAAGGACGCUCUCACCAACUUCUCAGAUGAGACCCAGAAGCUGCUGAAGGAGCUGGCCAGUAGGAAGCCUCUCCAGGUGCCAAACAUCUACCACCACCUGCCUCACCUGCUCAACAAUGAGGGCAGCCUGCACCCCGCUGUCCAUGUCGGCCUGGGCCGCACUGGAGUCUCCAUGGUGAUGGGUAUUCCUACCGUAAAGCGUAAAGUGAAGUCGUACCUGGCUGAGACGCUACACUCGCUCAUCAACAAGCUCUCACCUGAGGAGAAACAUGACUGUGUCAUCAUAGUCUUCGUAGGAGAGACGGACACAGAAUACGUCCAAAGCGUGGUGACCGGACUGGAGAAAGAGUUUUCUAUAGAGUUCAGUUCAGGUCUGUUGGAGGUGAUCUCUCCUCCAGCCAGCUACUACCCUGAUCUCAAAGACCUCAAAGAGACCUUCGGAGACUCCAGAGAGAGGGUCAGAUGGAGGACCAAGCAGAAUCUGGACUAUUCCUUCCUCAUGAUGUAUGCUGUGAGCAAAGGAGUCUACUAUGUCCAGUUGGAGGAUGACAUUGUGGCCAAACCAAACUACUUUGCCACCAUGAAGAACUUUGCCCUACAGCUCUCCUCUGAGGACUGGAUGAUCCUUGAGUUCUCCCAACUCGGCUUCAUCGGUAAGAUGUUCCAGGCUCCAGAUCUCAACCUCAUAGUAGAGUUUAUCCUCAUGUUCUAUAAGGAGAAGCCCAUUGAUUGGCUACUGGACCACAUCCUCUGGGUCAAAGUGUGUAACCCAGAGAAAGACGCGAAGCAUUGUGAGAGGCAGAAGUCGAGUCUGCGUGUGCGGUUCAGGCCCUCUCUUUUUCAACACGUGGGGCUGCACUCCUCUCUGGCCGGAAAGAUCCAGAAACUCACUGAUAAGGACUUCCUGAAGCCCCUGCUCCAUAAGAUCCAUGUGAACCCGCCUGCUGAGGUGUCCACAUCUCUCAAGGUGUACCAGGGCCACACUUUGGAGAAGACCUACCUGGGAGAAGACUUCUUCUGGGCCAUCAAUCCUACUGCUGGAGACUACGUCCUCUUCAAGUUUGACAAGCCCAUCAACAUAGAGAGGUUCCUGUUCCGCAGUGGGAACCAGGAACACCCUGGAGACAGGAUAGAGAACACCACUGUAGAGAUACUACCCUUCUCGGAAACUGGACCUAAGUCCAAAGAGAAAUACAAGCGAACUGAUGACCGCUUCUACAGAGUCGGUCAGUUUGAGAAGGGUGUGGCUGAGGGGGCUGUAGACACCUCCUUCAACCCGGUGGUGGCGCUGCGUCUCUCUGUCGUCCAAGACUCAGCUGUCUGGGCCAUCCUCAGCGAGAUUCACAUAAAGAGGAGAGCAGGCUGACAAAACGCGGGGGGCCACAUCAAUCCUGGCCCCCGGCCCCGGGGUGCUCGCAGACGCACCUAAAACUGAUUGACCAGGGGCCUUCUGCCACAUAGCAACCAGCAGUGACAUCAUCAGAGCGCACCAGAGCCGCUCCUCUCAGGGUUUCUAAGGGCGCUGUCACUCGAUUGCUUUCUCUCUAUUUCUGCCUAUCCUUUCCUCUCUCUCUCGCUCUCUUUUUGCGUGAAUGUGAAUACUACUGUACAAAAAAGAGCCAGAUGUAAAAUAUCAGAAGUCAUUUGGUGUGUCCGGAAGACAUCCGUUUCCAGCUCUGACUGUGGAGGUAACGCCGAUGGCUUGUGACUCGGAGAGACACACCUCAGCUGAUCUGAGAGGCUGAUGUCACCAGGACGCUGGUGUUGUACAUGCUGCUCUCUGCUCCAUGUGCUCUUCCUCUCAGCCUCUCUGAUCUGUUCCACUGAGGUAUUGCACUCACUGGAGCCAUAGUGGAGCCCCCUGCUGGUGACUGAAGUGACUGAAGAAUGGCUCCAUCAGCCUCAAAGACUUGUUGCUUUUUGUUCUUUUCCACAGAGUUGUGUGUUUUAGGUAAACAGCAGGUAAUAAAUAGACAAACAAGUUGUCAGUCUUUCUUAUGGUGAAGAUAACUGCCUUUAUCACUUCCUUCUUUUGAAGGGGAUUACAAUGACGAUGGCAAAGGAAGCGGAAACUAAAUGUGGUUCCCCAUUUUUAAAGUGACAGGUCUGCCAAACUAUGCCCUGGGUAGAAGUCACCCAUAGGUGCAGAUCUUAGAUCAGCUUGCCUUGCUCAAGUCUCAACCCAAACCAUUCUGGGCCAAACACCUGAAACUUACCUAAGAUCUGUGUCUGGGGCAGUUUCAUCCAGUGGAGGCUGCUGAGGGAGGACGGUUCAUAAUAACGGCUGGAAUUGAGCAAAUAUAAUGGCAUCAAGCACAUGGAAACCAUGUGUUUGAUGUAUUUGAUACCAUUCCACUGAUUCCACUCCAGCCAUUAUCAUGAGCCCGUCCUCCCCAAUUAAGGUGCCACCAACCUCCUGUGGUUUCAUUUUAUUCCAUGAGAAAUCUUUGCGACUCAAGGAAACCACAUCUAUCUUUCUACUUCCUGUUUGACAGGAAGUCAGUCUGAAAGACCUCUAGUGUCCUUUAAGUGGUAAACUAAUCAGACUUUGGCCUUGACUUUGCUCACCUGAAGGGAUGUAUUGCUAUAUUAAUUUUAUUAUUAUUAUUACGACAAUGACGACGUAUGAAGGUGAAUUAAUUUAUUUCAAAUAAAUCUUUCAUUUGUA
This is a messenger RNA of Oncorhynchus gorbuscha (pink salmon), 3246 nucleotides long. Its product is annotated as alpha-1,3-mannosyl-glycoprotein 4-beta-N-acetylglucosaminyltransferase A-like. The transcript is spliced from 16 exons. The record is from RefSeq and is a predicted model, not a curated record. The coding region runs from base 343 to 1944 and encodes 533 amino acids. Gene Ontology annotation, cellular component: endoplasmic reticulum-Golgi intermediate compartment; endoplasmic reticulum; Golgi stack. Lineage: Eukaryota; Metazoa; Chordata; Actinopteri; Salmoniformes; Salmonidae. Gene Ontology annotation, molecular function: acetylglucosaminyltransferase activity. Gene Ontology annotation, biological process: protein N-linked glycosylation.